UGCGCUUCUUUGCUGUCCUUCUUUCUGGGAUUCCUAUUCUUUCUUUCUGGUGUUAUUACCCCCUGGAUUGUUAUUUAAGCCGGAAAGCAAUCAUGAAGUCAUUUCAAUUCGCUCGUCGCAGGGCGUUACAAAGCCUCGUCGCACCGCGCGCCUUUCAAUCUCCCGCAACGGCUCAGUUAUGGAAGAGAUGCUUCAGUGCUACUUCAGCUGCUGCCUCCCAACUAGCCCCCCUUGACCCCUCGAAACUUACAGUCUCGAAGACGAAUACCCCUAAGGAAUUGACUGCCCCGAAGGACUUGGUCUUUGGCAAGACCUUCACCGAUCAUAUGCUCUCGAUUGAAUGGACCGCGACGGAGGGAUGGCACUCUCCCCAGAUUGUUCCGUAUCAGAACCUCAGUCUCGACCCGUCGGCUUGUGUUUUCCACUAUGCGUUCGAAUGUUUUGAGGGUAUGAAGGCCUACAAGGACCAGUCUGGUCAGAUUCGCUUGUUUCGUCCGGACAAGAACAUGGCGCGCUUGAACAAAUCCUCGAAGCGCAUUGCUUUGCCUUCCUUUGAUGGCGAGGCCCUCACCAAGCUGAUUGGAGAGUUUGUGAAGUUGGACAGCAGGUUCAUUCCAAGCGAGCGGGGUUACUCUCUGUACUUGCGGCCCACGAUGAUUGGAACCCAAAAGACUCUCGGUGUGGGACCCCCGGGCUCUGCUCUUCUGUUCGUGAUUGCAAGCCCGGUUGGCCCGUAUUACCCCACUGGCUUCAAGGCUAUUUCGUUGGAGGCUACCGACUAUGCUGUUAGAGCCUGGCCUGGUGGUGUUGGAGACAAGAAGCUGGGCGCCAAUUACGCCCCCUGCGUCCUCCCUCAGCUGGAGGCGGCGUCCCGUGGCUUCCAGCAGAAUCUGUGGCUUUUUGGAGAGGAGGAAUACAUUACCGAGGUCGGCACCAUGAACCUUUUCGUUGCUCUGAAGAACAAGGAAACUGGCCAGAAGGAACUGAUCACUGCGCCUCUGGACGGAACAAUCCUUGAGGGUGUGACCAGAGACUCCGUGCUGGGGCUGGCUAGGGAAAGACUGGUGCCCAAGGGCUGGACCAUCUCCGAGCGUAAGCUCAAGAUGUCCGAAGUCGCCGAAGCGGCCGAGGAGGGCAGAAUGAUCGAAGUGUUCGGCGCUGGUACUGCAGCUAUUGUGAGUCCCGUGCGGACAAUCAGCUACCGGGGUAAGCUGGUCGACUGCGGCCUUAAGGAGACUGAGGAAGCAGGCGAAAUUGCUCUUCAGAUGAAGAACUGGAUCGAGGGUAUCCAGUAUGGUGAUGAGAGUCACCCCUGGAGCUAUGUCCUCUAAAUCAGCGAAAAGAGGUGUUAAGGAUGGAAAUGGUCUUUUAAGCUUGCAUUGCUAGAUUUUUCUGGUAUAUUUUGAUGAUAGAUGGAUAUCAAAUGGCCGGUCUUGUUGGCAUGUUUCUUACUAUACGUCGAUUUAGUGGUGAUUGUUCUUGGCGAGCACGAGCAUCACAUCAAAAGAAAGGCGGGUUUUUUGUUUCUUACGUCUU
This is a messenger RNA of Aspergillus costaricaensis CBS 115574, 1536 nucleotides long. RefSeq names its product branched-chain amino acid aminotransferase, cytosolic. Bases 93 to 1331 code for a protein of 412 amino acids. Gene Ontology annotation, molecular function: branched-chain-amino-acid:2-oxoglutarate transaminase activity. Gene Ontology annotation, biological process: L-leucine biosynthetic process; L-valine biosynthetic process. The record is from RefSeq and is a predicted model, not a curated record. Gene Ontology annotation, cellular component: mitochondrion. The transcript is spliced from 4 exons. NCBI's taxonomy places the organism in Eukaryota, Fungi, Ascomycota, Eurotiomycetes, Eurotiales, Aspergillaceae.